UUGGCGCCGUCGCGAAGGCAAGAUUGAAAAAGUCCAUGGAUUGCUGGGUUGUACCAACCCUAACUGUCAGCAAGCCUGGACGAUGCGCUACUGGAACAGGGACACGCUGAGCACCUGCAACAUGCUGAUGAUCGUGCAAUCAAUGUUAGAUGGACACGGUAGACCAAAAGUGUUCAGCAGGGGUGUUCCAGCCGUAGCGUAGAUUAGUUAGAUUACCUUUUCCGAACUGGUUGUCGCCGGUUCAAUCCCUGGUGCGGGUGCUAGUGCCAAUACCCAUCGGCUCCGCACUAUGGCAUCAAAUUGUAUUUCCCGUUGACAAAUUACUCGUUACGUAAGCAGCGAUCGGUUGCCGUGUCAACAAGUCGGGUUGGGUCAGCAUUCCCGCACAAGCAGAAGAGGGCACAUUCAACUCUUGCACGAUGUCCCCAGUAAAAUGCAGCGAGGUUUCAUGUAGUUCAGUAGGACCAAAUACCGCGAGCUCUGUACGCUCAAUCCUGUAUCCAGUUUUGCCAGGAGAGGAUACCCUUGACGAUGCGGCAGCACAACGACUUGAGAGUUACCUUACAGAACUGUUCGAGGUGGAGCCAAUGGGAGUGAGCAGGCUGGAGGAAGGGACUAAGAUAUACGUUAAUGAAGAGGAAGGACCUGGGGAAGGGUUCCGACUUUUUUCCACUCCCCUCUCACGUAUUAAUUUAAAUCCCCAAGAGAUUCUUCCAGAAAGACUACCCCAUGAGUAUGAAAUAGACAGUGACCUUGAGGCUGAGCGCAGACGAUGCUUCCGAGACGUUAUCAUCAGCCCAGAACAAAUACGAAAGGAGUCACAUGUGUCACGGGAUGCUUGGAGUACAAGGGUGAUCACUAUUCCAUGUCAACCUGAGACCUCGACCAACCAUAAACCCGGCCGUCGACGGAAGAGCCAAAAGAGACGCAGGAUUGAUGCCAAGAUUCGAGCAGGUCUUUUGGCUGAAAGAACUGUGGAGACAGUGCAAUAUUCAUCAUGGCCUCGGACUUUUGGUGGCCGCCAGGCACAGCGUUCACGAAAAGCAGAUCAACUUCAUCAUAGAGCUCGGGUAUUUACACCAGGAAGUAGGGGAGAGCAACCACGUGGAAGCAGACGAUAAUAUUAUAAGAACCGCUAGGUAUUAUGGUGUGCCACAAGUUUAAUCGAACGCCAGUCCCAUCCCAUUAGCUCGCAUAAGAUCUGCGGCGAACUCUUACGUCAGAUGGGC
This is a messenger RNA of Spizellomyces punctatus DAOM BR117, 1229 nucleotides long. RefSeq lists its product as uncharacterized. The record is from RefSeq and is a predicted model, not a curated record. Lineage: Eukaryota; Fungi; Chytridiomycota; Chytridiomycetes; Spizellomycetales; Spizellomycetaceae. Bases 420 to 1121 code for a protein of 233 amino acids. The transcript is spliced from 4 exons.